AUGCAGAACGAGUGGUUAGACAUACGAGAUUUUUGCAUCCCAUUAGCAUUAAAAUGGCGCACUUUAAUUUAUGAUUGGUCGCCAGCAUUGCUAAAAUUCUAUCUCAAUGCGUUCCAGAUGACUCUCCCAGAUCAGAGUAAUUUAGUAAGAUGGGGUAAAAGUACCGAAAAAACUUGCUAUAUCUGUGGAAAGGCAGUUGGAACUGCUAAGCAUCUGCUGGUGGGAUGUAGGGUACUCCUUGACAGCGGUCAAUACUCGCGUCGUCACGAUAGGGUUCUAGAAGUCAUACGUGAAGCGGUUAGUCUUUCGGUAGCCAGAGCGCAAAAGGGAAUAACCACAAACGAACGAUCAGUAGGUUUUGUGAAAGAAGGCACUAGGGCUACAAAAUCAAACGUCAAGCCUUACUCCAUCCUUAAAGCGGCGUCGGAUUGGACUAUAAUGAUGGACACGUAUGAAAAACAAUAUAAAAUCCCCGAGGAUAUUUGUGCGUCGGCCUCCAGACCGGAUAUAUUUUUGUUUUCGCGAAUUUUAAAGCGCGUAGUGAUGAUAGAGCUUACGGUCCCUUGGGAAACCAACAUCCCCAAAGACCAUACCAUCAAGGUCAACAAAUAUUACGAGCUCACAAACGAACUCACUCGAAAUAGGUUCGUAGUAGAUUUGUACGCGGUAGAGGUGGGAGCGAGAGGUAUAACAGCUAAAUCUCUCUAUAACCUACUAAAAGACUUGGGCCUGUCCAGAACUAACAUUAAUUCAUUCUUAGAACGUACGUCGAAGGCAGCCCUAGUAGGUUCUUUUCAAAUUUGGUUAGGUAGGGAGAGGAGCUUGGACAGUGGAGGUGAGCGUAUAACGCGCGUUAGUUAA
Danaus chrysippus (African queen) is the source of this 861-nucleotide messenger RNA. The record is from the annotation of a GenBank genome assembly. Lineage: Eukaryota; Metazoa; Arthropoda; Insecta; Lepidoptera; Nymphalidae.